Molecule: messenger RNA, 1570 nt
Organism: Fusarium odoratissimum NRRL 54006
Lineage: Eukaryota; Fungi; Ascomycota; Sordariomycetes; Hypocreales; Nectriaceae
Product: proteasome component PRE6
Exons: 4
Coding region: 363-1016 (217 amino acids)
Biological process (GO): ubiquitin-dependent protein catabolic process
Cellular component (GO): nucleus; proteasome core complex, alpha-subunit complex; proteasome core complex
Source: RefSeq, a predicted model, not a curated record
GUUCUGACGAAGCUGAGCACCCCAAUACAUCAACGUCAACACUCCUUGAGCCUCGCAACAACUCCACGAUUCGCCUUCAUACACCAAAAAAGCACACUGUAUACUCUCGAACAAAGCGAUUUCGCAACAACUCUUCUUUAAUUCUGCACCAUGGCAUCCGGCUACGACAGAGCUCUGUCGGUAUUCAGUCCCGACGGCCACGUUUUCCAGGUCGAAUAUGCCGGCGAAGCUGUCAAGCGAGGUAGAUAUCAGGUUUUUGGUUAACAGCUUUGUUACGGUGGCUUAUACCUUCAAUAGGAACUUGUGCUGUCGGUGUCAAGGGUGCCGAUGUUGUUGUGCUAGGAUGUGAGAAGCGCUCCGCCAUGAAGUUGCAAGAUACUCGCAUCACCCCUUCCAAGAUCCAGCUCCUCGAUCACCACGUCGCCCUCGCCUUCGCUGGCCUAAAUGCGGAUGCUCGUAUCCUCGUCGACAAGGCUCGAUUAGAGGCACAGUCCCAUCGUUUGUCAGUCGAAGACCCUGUUACUAUCGACUACAUUACCAAAUAUGUCGCUGGCGUCCAGCAACGGUACACACAGGCUGGUGGUGUCCGACCAUUUGGCAUUAGCACUCUGAUUGUUGGCUUCGAUAACGGCAGCGAUGUCCCUCGGCUGUACCAGACUGAGCCCUCCGGCAUCUACUCUGCCUGGAAGGCAAACGCUAUCGGUCGUUCAAGCAAGACUGUUCGCGAGUUCCUCGAGCGAAACUACAAGGAGGACAUGGACCGAGAGGCUACCAUCCGGCUUGCCAUCAAGUCGCUGCUCGAGGUUGUUCAAACCGGAGCCAAGAACAUCGAGAUUUCUCUCAUGGCACCUGGCGCCACCAUCGAAACACUACCUACGUCCGAGAUUGAAGGCUACGUCAAGGAAAUUGAGCAGGAGAAGCAGGAAGAAGCUGCCAAGAAGAAGACGGGACGGACCCCCGGAACCGGCAGUGCUGCCAUCCUAACCCGAUCUCAGGAUGACUCCGCUGCGGAAUAGAGAGGCGUAUGGGAAGAGUUUACAUAGACAAGAGCACGAGUCUCUAAAGUCGGGACCCAGUGCCAUUGUAUUAACACAACUAAUGACGCACGCAUUCUCUCAGAACGUAUCCCCGUGGAAGUGACAAAUCGCUAUGUAUCCUGAACGCCGUGACUUUCCUCUUUUUAUCUGAUCUUGUUCUGGAUUAUCCCAGCUUAUCGGCUUCCUCUGUCGGGUCAAAGAUGGACCUGAGUCCCUUUGUCUUUUGCCUGUCGUCCUUGAGCAUCUUAUUGUCCAUUCGUACGUCGUCGCUCUCAAUUGAAAGAGCUGCCUGAGGGGUCUUUGCGUCGAUAACAAAGUGGUUGUCGCAAUGAGGGCAAAACUCGUCGGCCUCCUCGAACUCCUUCACAUCCUUUCUGAAGCAUUUUCUGCACUUCUUGCACGCAAAAAUCAUCUCGAAGCUUUCCUUAAGAGGGUGUGACUCCUGUUCGCUGUGGCAUUCGACACAGUCGAACCAUUUUCGACCUGUAGUUAAAGUUAGUUAGUAAGGUGAGCAGGAAACAACUUGAAGUCGC